Messenger RNA from Pistacia vera, 1407 nucleotides. Its product is annotated as pyridoxal 5'-phosphate synthase-like subunit PDX1.2. Lineage: Eukaryota; Viridiplantae; Streptophyta; Magnoliopsida; Sapindales; Anacardiaceae. The transcript has a single exon. The coding region runs from base 426 to 1379 and encodes 317 amino acids. The record is from RefSeq and is a predicted model, not a curated record. Gene Ontology annotation, biological process: pyridoxine biosynthetic process; pyridoxal 5'-phosphate biosynthetic process; amino acid metabolic process. Gene Ontology annotation, molecular function: amine-lyase activity.
CCUUUAGUUGUAUUUUGUUCCAUUAAGAUUGGAUGACUAACUAGCCAAAGUAAGAAAUCUGAUGUUGGUUUUUGGAAUAGAACAGAGCAACUACAUUUGAUUGGUUACUUACUAACGUCACCUUCAAGCUCAUCCAAACCUGUUUAGCUUCUCCAAGUGAUACCUUCCCAAUUCCACCUCCUAUCUCUAUUCCUACCCCAUGUUCUAUAUGUUCUCAGUGGUAAUAUAAAGAAGAUUCUUUUAUAAAAUUUGUAACAUGUAGAAGAUAAAUUCUUUUUACAUUUGAUUGGUUAUUGGUUAACUCUGACUUUGAUCUAUUCCAAGCAUUGUGAACUUUCCCAAGAAAUAUACUUGAUGCCUACUUUUCCCAUGUCUUACUCAAUGGUUUUGCAUAUUUUCAAUAUCGUUAUAAUGGGAGGAAAUCAAUGAUCUCAAACACAAUUAAUCUCCUCCGUACUUUCUUAUCACCUCUUUCACUUUACAAAUAUUUUGCAAUGGCUGAUGGUGCUGUACCUGUCCACAACACUGGCACUAUGGUUGAGGCUAAGAGCAACCAAGUCAUUGCCAAGUUGGGACUGGUGCAGAAGCUGCAAGGCGGGGCCAUUAUUGAAGUCACUGACGUAGAGCAAGCCCAGAUAGCUGAGGAAGCUGGAGCAUGUUCCAUUGUCAUUCACCACGGGAUAUCUCAGCCGAAUUCAUAUCUCAUCAAGGAUAUCAAGCAAGCAGUCUCAAUCCCCAUAAUGGCCAGAGUUCGAGUUGGGCAUUUCGUUGAAGCACAGAUACUGGAAGCAAUGGGUGUUGACUGUAUUGAUGAGAGUGAACUUUUAGGUAUUGCCGAUUCUGAUAAUUACAUUAAUAAGCAUAAAUUUCAUGUACCAUUUGCUUGUAAAUGUCAGCAUCUUAGGGAGGCAAUGAUGAGAGCAGCAGAAGGUGCAGCGAUUAUUUGGCUGCACGGGAGCAGAAAUGGGUGGAAUUCAUCCACAUCGGGAACAAUUGUCGAGACAAUUCAGAAUGUGAGGUCAGUAAUGAAAAAGGUAAGAAGUUUGACUGAUGAGGAUGAAGAUGAGGUUUUAACAUUUUCAAUGAAGAUGGGAGUGCCUUAUGAUAUUGUAGCCCAGACCAAGCAAAUUGGUCGGCUUCCUGUGAUGCAAAUUGCAGCAGGAGGCAUCCAGACGCCUGCUGAUGCGGCACUGAUGAUGCAAUUAGGCUGUGACGGGGUGCUUGUAGGAUCAGAUAUAUUCAGCGGUUUGGAUCCAUAUCGGCAAGUUCGGUCAAUUGUUCAAGCUGUCAAGUAUUACAAUGAUCCGUAUGAAUUGAUGGGGAUUUGCUUUGGUUUAGAAGAUGUUGAAGCAGGCAGUGAAGUUGAAUAUUUGGGGUAACUGAGCAAAUGGUCCAUUUCUGGGCAUA